Molecule: messenger RNA, 1233 nt
Organism: Anopheles maculipalpis
Lineage: Eukaryota; Metazoa; Arthropoda; Insecta; Diptera; Culicidae
Product: beta-1,3-galactosyltransferase 5
Exons: 2
Coding region: 36-1217 (393 amino acids)
Cellular component (GO): membrane
Molecular function (GO): hexosyltransferase activity
Source: RefSeq, a predicted model, not a curated record
ACUAGUGUGCUGUCCACUUGUUGCUGCCAAACGCGAUGAGGAAGUUUCAACGGUUUCUCGCCACCGUAGUUGCGUUUGGUGUGCUUUAUGGAGUUUAUCGCUACUCGUUUCGUACCGAUAGUGAAGGGAACUAUCUGUUUCUGCUGCCAGGCGAAAGUGGAAGGUCAUCGAGCGCGGAACAACAGGCGGUAGCGAGCAGCGAGCGGGAAAGAGCGGUAGAUCCUUUCCGGUUGGCAAAUCUGACCGGAUUCGAGUAUGUAAUUCCCAACGACAUCUGUAAGGAGAAUAAUAGUUUUUCAGAGUUAUUGGGUGUUAUACUAGUAACAUCCUACGUGGGGCACGAUGAGAUCCGUUCCGCACAUAGACAAGCCAUAUCGCAGCAGAAACUCCUCUCGAUGGGACUGUUGCGAAUAUUCUCCCUGGGCGUUAUACCACCGACGGAACGCUUCAUCCGACAGGUUUCCAUCGAAGCUGAACAACGGCUCCACGGUGAUCUAAUCCAGGGUAAUUUCGUCGAAGCGUACCGGAAUCUCACCUACAAGCAUCUGAUGAGCUUACAGUGGGCAACACAGCAUUGUGGCGGUGCUAAAUACCUACUCAAGAUGGACGACGAUAUCGUGUUCGAUCCGUUCUACAUCCAGAACUAUCUGUCCGAUCUGAAUCAGGGUGACGAGCGGCACCAUAAUACUCACCUACUGGCGGGUUACGUAUUUCGCAGCAAGAAAGUAAUCCGACUGCAGGCAAACAAAUGGUAUGUGUCGCGUGACGAGUUCGCGGCUGAUAUAUACCCACCAUAUCUGUCCGGCUGGUUGUACUUUACGAAUCAAAAGACGGCCCGAGCCUUGAUAGCUGAGUCACAGGCGGGAAGUAGCUUCUUCUGGAUUGAUGAUACAUUUAUUACGGGUGUAUUGGCACAACGGUUGCAAAUACCGCUUACCGCUCUAAACCGAUGGUACAGUUCAAACUCCGAGUUCCUGGACUGCUGCAUUAGGGAUAUGAAACGGUACGCGUACCAGUGUGAUUACUACGUCGGACCAAACGGUGGCAACGAGAAGCUAAUAAUGGAGUUUAUCCAAGAGCUAGAACGAUGCUACGACAAUGCAUGCUAUCAGCGACCACCGGGCAAAUCGCUUACUGCGACGUGCGUCGCCGAGUACAAGCAGCAGAUAAAUCCCGAUCACGGUACGGCCAUGAUUAGUCAGAUGAAGUUGAAGUAGAGUGCUGGGAAUCGUG